This is a messenger RNA of Trichogramma pretiosum, 1707 nucleotides long. Its product is annotated as CD63 antigen-like. The record is from RefSeq and is a predicted model, not a curated record. NCBI's taxonomy places the organism in Eukaryota, Metazoa, Arthropoda, Insecta, Hymenoptera, Trichogrammatidae. Bases 287 to 1555 code for a protein of 422 amino acids. The transcript has 5 exons. Gene Ontology annotation, cellular component: membrane.
UAUUAUUGACAUUUAUCAUUUACGCAGUAAAUUUGGUUAUGUUUUUGUGAGUAUAAGAAAGGAAUUUUCAUGUGAAAUUUAUUCAUACAGAUAUUUUACAUGUAGUUGAUAUUUCACAAAAAUUGCAAUGCGUGAAAUUUAUAUUUUUCAUCUAGAUUUUUUUGUUGGUGUGUAUGGCAAUCAGGACUAUGAAUAUAAGUGUAAGGUAGAUAAUAAUUUGAAGAUAAGAUGAAUCAUCAAUGAAAAAAAUCUAAUCGCUCUCUAUAAAAUAAAUUAUUUUCAUAAAAUGAGGUACUACAGACUUUGGAUUUACGCAUGUAAUACCGUUUUAUUAUGCAGUACUCUGGGUUUUAUAGCAGUUGUUUCCAAAAGUCUUAUUUUUACUGGAGAUCCUCGUCGACUCUUAGUUCCUGGAUUACCAAAAGCAUACGAUCCAACAACUUUAUAUGCUUAUUUAGCAUUAACCAUACAAUUAGGAAUUGUACAGAUUCUAGGUUGUACUGCAGCGAGACAAUUGAACAUAAAUCUACUCAAUGCCUAUUGGCUUUUAUUAUUGGCACUACUUUUUGGCGAUGCAGUCAUGGGAAUUGCUUGGAUCUACAGAUUUGAAAAGAUUUGUAACGAUUUACGGUCCAGUCUGCGUCAAAAACUGAAGGUUGAAUAUAGUAGAAAUAUGAAGUUCAGUCUUUAUUGGGAUCGAUUGCAAAAAGAAUUUUCUUGCUGCGGUGUCACAGGGCCUUUAGAUUUUGGCACUACUUGGCCCCAAAGUUGUUGCUCAAGUCUUCAAUUUCCGGAUUUUAUUUACAUUCAACAUUUUGAAGAAGAAACUAUAUCAAACUUGACAAAUGUGAAUAAAUUUUCAAAAAUCAACGUUAAUUUAACAGACAGCUGUUCAUACCCUUUCAGUCAAGGUUGCGAAGAACAACUUAUGAAGUGGUUGGAGAAAACUGCUGAUCUGUUAUUUGUUUUGGGAUUUUGCGUCAUUUCUUUUACAAAGUUAUGCUUCCUAGGAAUUUUACGAUAUGAAAUACGCGAAAUGAUACAAAAAAUCAAAUUAUUAGAAGAGCUUCCAUUUCAAAAUGCUUGUAGCAUGCAGCAAAUGGUUACAAAACAUGGAGCUUCUUCUUCUUCUCAAUCUUCCCAAACUCGUCAACAAACGCAGCUUAUUGAAAUAUCUAUUAACAAUGGUAAUGUUGAUAAACGAUUAAAUCUUCCAAGCAUAACAACUCUCUCUGGUACUGGUCAAAAAUCAUUUUGCCAUCAUUCGUCAGGUUUAACAAUCCAUAAACAGAUAUCAAAUGGAAAUAACAUUCAAGAAAUGAGUACAGAAAGUGAUACAAAUAGUCAUUGCGCCUUGAUUCUAGAAGAACCAACUCCACCUGUUUAUCAUCGAGGAGCACUUUUCCAUAGUGAACAAUUGUUCUUAAAAAAUGACUUUGAAAUGAGUGAAAUUGAAAAACGGAAUCCAUCUAAACAUCUAUCUUUACAUUCUUCAGAUUUUGAUGAAAAUCAAUCGAACUUAAAAACAAGUGUAGUUGUGACUAGUAGUAAAUGAGUAUUAUUCGAUAAUGACAUUUUUAUAUAAAAAAUUGUGUGCAAUGUUUUAAUUUGAGAGUUUCGCAACAAAUAGUUGUUAAUAGGUGAAUGAAUCUUAAAAUCAAUUCAUCCUCAAUUUGAAAAAAUUUACUGUACAAAUAAAGAACAUUU